This is a messenger RNA of Entamoeba nuttalli P19, 1449 nucleotides long. RefSeq names its product sucrose transporter, putative. Gene Ontology annotation, molecular function: sucrose:proton symporter activity. Bases 1 to 1449 code for a protein of 482 amino acids. The transcript is spliced from 2 exons. Gene Ontology annotation, cellular component: membrane. Lineage: Eukaryota; Evosea; Mastigamoebida; Endamoebidae. The record is from RefSeq and is a predicted model, not a curated record.
AUGUAUUUAUAUUUUGUAUUAGUUAGUUUAGUUCAAUUUGGAAUUGAAUUUGCAUAUAAUGUUCCAAUUUCAACGUUAUUUUUUAUUUCAGACUUACCUCCUAUUCAAUUUAAUCAAAAUGCACAUACUUCAAUAAAAAUGACAAUUGGUCCAGUUAUUGGAUUAUUUGUUCAAAUAAUUAUAGGAGCAUUGAGUGAUCAUGCUACAUUUAAUAUGGGAAGAAGAAGGCCAUUUAUGUUAAUUGGUUUAGGAGUAUGGUUAAUUGGUGCGAUUAUUAUUGUAUGUUCAUCAAUAUAUCCUAUUUUAUUUAUUAAUUGUAUUGAUUCAAGUAGUGAAAAUAUAUUAACAAAUGGUUAUAUUACAAGUGAUAUAUUUUAUGUUAUUGGAUUUGUAGUAUGGACAAUAGGUAUUAAUAUGAUUCAAUUAUCAUAUAGAUCUUUUAUUUUAGAUGAAUUUGAUUCGAAAAAUCAAAAUCAAGUUAAUUUAAUGUCAUCAUUAAUGACAGGAUUAGCACAAACACUUUUUUAUGGAAUAUCUUCAAUUGUAUGUAUUUCUUUUAAUGAUUUUAGUGAACGUAAUAAUGAUAAUUUAAAUCAACAAAUAAAAUAUAUGAAUGUUCGUUUAAUUACAAUAUUUAGUUUAUAUAUAUUAUCAAUAAUUAUUUUACCAAUAUGUGUAUGGACAUUUUGUCAUUUUGCAAAAGAAACUACCUUUAUGUCUGGAGGAGAAUCACCGUUAUAUCAUAUAAAAAAUAUAUGGAAGUCAUUUAUUUCAAUGAAUAAAAACAUGUAUUUAAUUCUUAUAGUUGUAUUUUUUGGUUGGAUUUCUUGGACUCCAAUGAAAGAAAAUACACAAUUAUUGUAUAACACUUAUUUAUUUUAUCAUAUAAAUGAUUCAUAUGUUUUUUAUAACUUCAAUAAAUUAUUAUUUGCUAUUACCUUAUCAAUAACUUCUUUAGUUCUUUUCUUUAUUAAUAAGAUACCUGAAAUAACAUUCUUUAUAUUUAAUCUUAUUGCUUUUUGUACAUCAACUUUGUAUUAUAUUCCGAUUCAUUUAAAUGAACAUACUGAUUCAUUUGAUCCAUUAGCAUAUUGUGUAUCUCUAAUUCCAUUAUUAUCAGCUGCAUUAGUUUAUUGUCAAUUAAAUGCAACACCUUAUGCAUUAACUCGUUCUGUAGUUGAACCUGAUAAAUUUGGAUUCUUUUUAGGUAUUGUAAAUGGUUCAUUAACGGUAUCACAAUUUAUAUCAAAUUCAUUAUUCUUAUUAGUUCAUGAGUUAUGCUAUAAUCCAGAAAAACAAAAUGAUGGGAAUAUUGUUCAUUAUUUUAUGUUUGCUGUAUCUCCGUCUUUUGUAAUAUCUGCUAUAAUAACAUUACUUCUUUUACUUGUUAAAAAAGCUCCAAAAAUCAAUGAGCGUGCAACAUAUGCUCCAUUAGAAGAAGGGGUUUAG